Molecule: messenger RNA, 1605 nt
Organism: Merops nubicus (carmine bee-eater)
Lineage: Eukaryota; Metazoa; Chordata; Aves; Coraciiformes; Meropidae
Gene: C8B
Product: complement component 8, beta polypeptide
Exons: 11
Biological process (GO): immune response
Cellular component (GO): membrane attack complex
Molecular function (GO): protein binding
Source: RefSeq, a predicted model, not a curated record
GGCGGCCUGCCGCAGCCCCGCGACUGCCUGCGCUCGGCCUGGUCCUCCUGGAGCAGCUGCGACCCCUGCCAGAGGAAGAGGUACAGAUUUGCCCGCCUGGAACAACCUUCUCAGUUCAAUGGAGAGCCCUGUGAUUACCCCGACAAAGAGACCCAAGACUGUGUCACAAAUAAUCCUUGCAGGAAUAAAGUCAGAUGUGAAGGUUUUGUGUGUGCAGUUACAGGGAGAUGUAUUACACGGAGGCUGCUUUGUAAUGGAGAUGAUGACUGUGGGGACCAAUCAGAUGAAAAAAACUGCAAAAAAGUAUUUAAAAAAUGUGACCACAAGAUGGAGCAGUACUGGGGAAUAGAGAAUCUGGCAAAAGGGUUAAAUAUCUUCACAAACAACUUGGAAGGAUUAGUUCUUGAUCACAAGUACUAUGCAGGGGGAUGUUCUCCUCAUUAUAUCAUGGACACAAGAUUCAGAAAGCCAUACAACGUUGAAAGCUAUACACCAGAGACCAAAGGCAAAUAUGAAUUUACAAUGACUGAAUAUGACUCCUACUCAAAUUAUGAAAGCAGUGUCCUGAAGGCAAAAGCUUCACAGUCUAGCUUCAGCUUUGGUAUAAAAAUACCAGGACUGUUUGAACUUGGUUACAACUCAAACGACAACAGGUUCAAGAAGUUCAUUCGAAGGAUGAAAAGAUUUUCUUCAACUUCCAGCAAAUUCAUCCAUGCCCGGUCUGAGCUGGCUGUUGCUGUUUAUAAGCUGAAGCCCAGGGCCCUGAUGCUGCAUUAUGAGUUCCUGCAGAGACUCCGUCAGCUCCCCUCCGAGUACAGCUACGGGGAGUACAGGGAGCUCUACAGAGACUACGGGACCCAUUACAUCACGGAGGCCACUGUCGGUGGCAUCUAUGAAUAUACUUUAGUCCUGAACAGCAGCGAGCUCCAGAAGGCAGGUUAUUCUCUGAGUGAUGUCCAGAAAUGUGCACAGCAUGGCUUUAACAUUGGUGCAAAUAUUUUUCGUGUCUAUGUGAGCCUUGGAAUAACUGAAGCUGGCUGUAAAUCCCUUUUAAAAGAGAUUGGAGAGAGCAGCUCUAAGAAACAGUACGUGGAGGAUUUCCUCGCCCUGGUUCGUGGUGGAGCAAGUGAGCACGUUACCAGGUUGGCUCACAAAGACCUGCCAACGGCUGCACUCAUGCAGGAGUGGGGAGAUGCUGUGCAGUACAACCCCGAGAUCAUAAAGCUAAAGGCAGAGCCUCUGUACCAGCUGGUGACUCCAAAUGACUUUGCUAACGCAAUCACAAUAAAAGAGAAUCUCCGACGGGCUCUUGAUGACUUUCAGCUAGAGAGCAGUUCCUGUCACUGUGCUCCGUGCCUUGGCAAUGGCAUCCCCUUGCUGCAAGGAACCAAGUGUGAGUGCUUGUGUCCUCUUGGCUACAGAGGCACUGCCUGUGAGAUCAGCAAGAAGAAAGAUGCUGCUAUUAAUGGAAACUGGGGAUGCUGGGCCAGCUGGUCUCCAUGCUCAGGAGGUCAACGAACAAGGAGACGACAAUGCAACAACCCUGCCCCACAAAACGGGGGCUCGUCAUGCUCAGGGCCAGAUGCUGAGACAGCUCCUUGCUAG